AUGAUUUCCCAUUUUCUUUCCUUCUCUUUCUACUCCCUAUUUCCUAUGAUUUCCCAUUUUCUUUCCUUCUCUUUCUACUCCCUAUUUCCUAUGAUUUCCCAUUUUCUUUCCCUCUCUUUCUACUCCCUAUUUCUUAUGAUUUCACAUUUUCUUUCCUUCUCUUUCUACUCCCUAUUUCCUAUGAUUUCCCAUUUUCUUUCCUUCUCUUUCUACUCCCUAUUUCCUAUGAUUUCCCAUUUUCUUUCCUUCUCUUUCUACUCCCUAUUUCCUAUGAUUUCCCAUUUUCUUUCCUUCUCUUUCUACUCCCUAUUUCCUAUGAUUUCCCAUUUUCUUUCCCUCUCUUUCUACUCCCUAUUUCCUAUGAUUUCCCAUUUUCUUUCCUUCUCUUUCUACUCCCUAUUUCCUAUGAUUUCCCAUUUUCUUUCCCUCUCUUUCUACUCCCUAUUUCCUAUAAUUUCCCAUUUUUUCCUUCUCUUUCUACUCCCUAUUUCCUAUGAUUUCACAUUUUCUUUCCUUCUCUUUCUACUCAGUAUUUCCUAUGAUUUCCCAUUUUCAUUCCUUCUCUUUCUACUCCCUAUUUCUUAUGAAUUCCAUUUUCUUUCCCUCUCUUUCUACUCCCUAUUUCCUAUGAUUUCCCAUUUUCUUUCCUUCUCUUUCUACUCUCUAUUUCUUAUGAAAUCCCUCUUUUCCUUUUCUUCUACUCUUAAAUUUUCCUUUUCUUUCCGUCUCUUUCUACUCCCUAUUUCCUAUGAUAUCCUCACCUUUCUAUCCCGCUCUUUCACUAUUUCCUAUGAUUUCUCCGGCCCUUUCAACCUCUUUCUACUCUCCGUCUUCUAUGAUUUUCCCCUUUCUUUCCGCCUCUUUCUAUUCUCUUUCUCCUAUGUUUUCCCAGCCCCUUUUUUCCUUCUCUUUCUACACUCUAUCUCCUAUAGUUCCCCAUUAAAAGAAAAAAAUUACACUCAAAAUCCCUCUUAUGUUUUCUUUUAA
Acanthosepion pharaonis is the source of this 987-nucleotide messenger RNA. Lineage: Eukaryota; Metazoa; Mollusca; Cephalopoda; Sepiida; Sepiidae. The record is from the annotation of a GenBank genome assembly.